AUGCACCCAAGCAUUGCUGGAAGCGAGGGAAGCAUGUUGGUACAACAACGAACAGUCUUCACGACAGCGGAUUCGGUUCAGAAACCAUCGAAAACCACCUCCGAUGAUCAGAAUUUCGCCAUGUUAUCCUGUAAUGACCAACACAAGCGAGCAACUUCCCUUGACGAUGACUAUGGUUUUACUACAAUUCUAGGCGGUAGGAAGUCAACGCCAAGAGCCAGCGCAGUGGUUGGAGCGCAUUCAAGUCCUAGUGAACCGAAACAAACUUACAAUCGCUUCUCUGUACUCAUGGAUCCGUGGCUGAGCAAAAAUCGUGAAGACAACGAUGAUUCCAUCUCUGACGAUACUUCCACAACAACUAUGGACACCACCGGAACGACGUCUACCAUUGCUGAGGACAGUACUACUCCGCCGCGAAAGAAUUCUCGUGCCGUUUCAAGUACUAAUAAGUCAGUAAGCACUUCCUUGCAGUCUGGAAGAAGCAAGAACCACAACCCGCCGCCACCAGCCGAAAUCCAUCCACUCCCACUCCCACCGGUCCUGUCAAAUCACAAGCAAACAACCCCAAUUGUUUGGGAUACGGGAAAACUCACUGGACAGACAACGUUUACAAAGACGAAGCAACGACAAAGGAAGAUGAAAAAUCGAUCGGCAACAACUAUAAAUCCCUCCCUCAAUAUUGCCAAUGAGACGACAUGGCCGGCCUUGCAUAAUUCCUCGAAGAACAACUGUAAACAGACUAGCAGGACAACAACACACCAUGCGUGGUUACCAAUGGAGCUGUCCUCUACUCUCAAGUGUGCUACUCCCGGCGAUGCCGAUGUGCUCACAAUGUCCAAUCGACCUACGAUGACAGCCAAAAAGAAAAAGAAAUUCCCUCUCAAACCGGCAAUCGCUGCAGCAAUCAAUCUUGAUACUAAGAGACACAGCACAGCUCACGAACUCAAACCAGCACCAGAACUAGAUUCAAACGGCAAUCAUGCAAUGCGUCUCGAAAGUCUUGUAUCCGAGCGAAGCGAAGCAAUGGAUGCCCGUGCAAAUUUCGAGGAAGAUGCCGUGACCAUGCGCAGACCUUCGAAGAAGAAGAUAUUCCACGGACUGAGUUAA
Seminavis robusta is the source of this 1107-nucleotide messenger RNA. The record is from the annotation of a GenBank genome assembly. NCBI's taxonomy places the organism in Eukaryota, Bacillariophyta, Bacillariophyceae, Naviculales, Naviculaceae.